Larimichthys crocea (large yellow croaker) is the source of this 643-nucleotide messenger RNA. RefSeq names its product chromobox protein homolog 1-like. The record is from RefSeq and is a predicted model, not a curated record. The coding region runs from base 16 to 297 and encodes 93 amino acids. NCBI's taxonomy places the organism in Eukaryota, Metazoa, Chordata, Actinopteri, Sciaenidae. The transcript is spliced from 2 exons. Gene Ontology annotation, cellular component: nucleus.
AGGGAGUCGGUAUCUAUGCUGAACAUUUCGCUGAGUUGCAUUUCGUUGUUUGCUCCUCAGACAGAGAAGCUACGGGGCUUCGCUCGAGGGCUCGAUCCAGAAAGAAUUAUCGGCGCCACAGAUUCCACGGGAGAACUCAUGUUUCUCAUGAAAUGGAAAAACUCUGACGAAGCCGACCUGGUGCCCGCCAAGGAGGCCAACGUGAAGUGUCCGCAGGUGGUCAUCUCCUUCUACGAGGAGAGACUCACUUGGCACUCGUAUCCGACCGAAGACGAGAAAAAAGAAGACAAGAACUAACACGGAGCGACGGGGCGGGGAGACGGAAAGAAACUGUAGUUUUGAACUUGGAAAGAGGGUUUGGGGACGGGACGGGGCGGGAGGAGACAAGCAAGACACCAUUGAAUUCAUUCGUCUUUUUGGUGUAGUAUCACGCGUUCGGUUCUACUUUUAUCCGGAUAUAAUGUAAUUGUAAAUAUGCUUCAGAUUUGCUUGACAAAACCCAAACGAAACGAACAACGCAGUGUUUAAUUCUCAGAACCCAGUCCGGUUUCGAAGAAAGCUCUUCGACUCCUUCAGUAUCGUUUUUAAUCACACGAUAUUUGGUCCAGUGCUCGGUCAUCUUGCUAUGACAUUGUAUCAGUGA